Molecule: messenger RNA, 342 nt
Organism: Clonostachys rhizophaga
Lineage: Eukaryota; Fungi; Ascomycota; Sordariomycetes; Hypocreales; Bionectriaceae
Source: the annotation of a GenBank genome assembly
AUGGUCAAGACCUAUAUCGUUGGCUUUGCCGAGGACGAAGACCCCAGCAGUUAUCUCUAUUGGGGGAUGGUUGAAUGCGGUGUCGCCGUCUUUGCUGCGUGUCUACCAACAUUGCAAUUUCUGUUGAGGGCGUUGUCAUGGGAGACACUCACAACAUCUAUAAGGGGAAUGUUCAGCAGGAACUCGAACAGUACUGACCGCAGUAUUCCUGGAGCUAGAGUUGAUCAAACCACCGUGGUUGAGUCUAUCAGGAUGAGGGAAGGGAGAGGUCUACAAAAAGCGUCUAUCCGUAGUGAGACGAGCGAGGACGGGGUUCUACACUCGUCUUCCUCGUAUGUAUAA